Molecule: messenger RNA, 2369 nt
Organism: Pungitius pungitius (ninespine stickleback)
Lineage: Eukaryota; Metazoa; Chordata; Actinopteri; Perciformes; Gasterosteidae
Product: matrix metalloproteinase-17-like
Exons: 10
Coding region: 126-1889 (587 amino acids)
Biological process (GO): collagen catabolic process; proteolysis; extracellular matrix organization
Cellular component (GO): extracellular matrix
Molecular function (GO): metalloendopeptidase activity; zinc ion binding
Source: RefSeq, a predicted model, not a curated record
UUACCCCCCCCCCCCCCCCCCUCCCCCUUUUCCGUGGAUGCGGCUGUCGGGGGUCGGUGUCUGAGCCCACGCGCGACCCGACUGUCAAAGGGCAUUCGUGUUUUCUCCGCUUCUCACACAAGUGCAUGAGGAAUAUUUCCCCGGAGAUGCUGCUGUUGGUGCACAUUUUUGGGUUUUUACCCCUGACUGGAGCGGCUCCGUCCCAGACUACCGAGCAGCUGGACACCGGCGUGGACUGGCUGAGUAAGUUCGGCUACCUCCCGCCCCCUGACCCGGCGACCGGUCAGCUUCAGACCAAGGAGGCCCUGACCAAGGCCAUCAAAGCCAUGCAGAAGUACGGAGGGCUGAAGGAGACGGGAGUCUUAGACCAAUCCACACUCGGUCUGAUGAAAACACCCAGAUGUUCUUUGCCAGAUGUUUCGGAGGCGGAGGGGCCGCAGGGCCGCAGGAAGCGCGGCCUGAACCCUCAGAACAAGUGGAGUAAGAGGCAUCUGUCCUGGAGAGUGAGGACCUUCCCCAAGGAUUCGGCCUUACUGGGCAGGGACACGGUCCGAGCCCUGAUGUACUACGCCCUGAAGGUCUGGAGCGACAUCGCACCCCUCAACUUCCACGAGGUGGCCGGCAGCGAUGCUGACAUUCAGAUAGACUUCACUAAGGCCGACCACAACGACGGCUAUCCCUUCGACGGGCCCGGGGGCACGGUGGCACACGCCUUCUUUCCCGGGGAGAGGUUCACGGCCGGCCACACGCACUUUGACGAUGACGAGGCCUGGACCUUCAGAUCCUCAGACUCUCACGGGAUGGACCUGUUCGCGGUUGCGGUGCACGAGUUCGGUCACGCCAUCGGCCUGGUCCACACCUCCGCCAUGGAGUCCAUCAUGAGGCCGUACUACCAGGGUCCCGUCGGCGACCCCCUGAAAUACGACCUCCCCUAUCAGGACAAGGUCCGCGUCUGGCAGCUCUACGGUGUCAGAGACUCGGUGUCCCACACAAACAGACCUGGCAACCCGUCCCAGACAGCUGAGCCUCCCGUCCUCCUGGACCUUCCUGAAAACAGAUCCACUCUCCUGCUGGCAGGAGAUGCCCCAGACAGAUGCACCAGUUAUUUUGAUGCCGUGGCCCAAAUACGAGGAGAGGCCUUCUUUUUCAAAGGAAAGUACUUCUGGCGACUAACGAGAGAGAAGCACCUGGUGUCUCUGCGCCCCGCUGAGAUCCACCGAUUCUGGAGGGGCCUCCCUCCCAAUCUGGACAGUGUGGAUGCUGUAUAUGAGAGGCCCGGGGAUCACAAAAUAGUCUUUUUCAAAGGUCUAAAGUACUGGGUAUUUAAAGACAAUAACGUGGAGGAGGGCUACCCUCGUCCAAUCAGUGACUUUGGCCUGCCCUUGGAAGGAGUGGACGCGGCCUUCGUUUGGUUACACAACGACAAGACGUACUUCUUCAAGGACAGCUACUACUGGCGCUACGACGACCACCUGAGGCGUAUGGACCCGGGCUACCCUAAGGACAGCACGCUGUGGAAGGGGCUGCCGCCGCAGCUGGACGACACCAUGAGGUGGUCGGAUGGCUCAUCGUACUUCUUCAAGGGGAAGGAGUACUGGCGAGUGCCCAGCAGCGACAUGGAGGCGGAGGCGGGAUACCCCCGCCUCAUCGCCAAAGACUGGCUGCUGUGCACCGAGAUGCAGUCGGACUCUCCGGACCUGGAACCCAAGGGCACGGAGACGAGGGCCAACGUGCACCGCCAACCGGACCUCGCCGACAACGGGUACGAGGUGUGCUCCUGCACCUCCGACGCCGCCUCGCCUUUGGGAGCGCGCCCCUCCCCGUCGCCCCUGUGGCUGCUGCCGCCUCUGUGGACGCUGUGGCUGGCCCUGCGCUCGGGACCGCUAUGAUGCCAAAGCGCGGGACGGAGCACUCAACACACGGUGGCCAAACAUAGACUCAUUGGUGGGGGGAGGGGGGUGGACACUCAACUCAAACUGGAACAUUUUGUUUGUAUAAAUAGGUUUGUUUUUUGCUAUGUUUUGCUGUUAUUUAUUUCACUUGGCAUUCAGUGGUCAUUUAAAGGGCAUUGCUCUGUGGAUAGUGCAUACGGUUGUCAUAUUGUCACACUGGGAUAUACCUAGUGGGCCUCCACAAUGCUAGCGCCGCGCUUCACAAAUGGAGUUACAUGGAACCAUAAGUUUCUAUCUCUCAGUUUUCUUCUUGAAUGGCUGCACUGUGUAAUUGAGCGGGGCUGUCCUGAAAGCAAAAGCAUCUCGUUUUUUCCAUGUAGAACCACUUUACUACAAUGACGAAUGGCAUCCCUGGAUGUAGGAAACAGGUGAAUGGUAACUCCAGAUGUUGAUAUGUGACGGGGGAAUCCAUUGAAA